CAUGAGGCUCGGCGGUUACUUGGUGCUGGUGGUUUUGGUCCUCCUCGGGGCGCUGGCAGUGCACGCAGCUGUCGUCGGAGUUCCUUAUAAAGGUCAAGAAGCAGACAAAGGCCAUGGUCUGGUCAAAGAACAAGCUGUAUUCGGAGGUCAACAUCCAGCCAAAGGGAAGGGUCCGGCCAAACCCCAGGGGCCACACAAAAUCGGCACCAAGCCGGGCACCUGCCCCAAGACCCUGAUCAAGUGCGCCAUGAUGAACCCCCCAAACGCCUGCCUGCGGGACUCCGAGUGCCGGGGCCACAAGAAGUGCUGCGAGGGCUCCUGCGGGAAGACGUGUAUGACUCCCCACUGACCUGAGAACCGAGCGGAGGAAGAGGUGGAGCCUGUCCUCGCUGCACCUGCCGAGUCCCCAGGGCUGCCGCCCUUGGUCCCCACAGCACACGCCUUUCCCACACUGCUCACUCUUCCUCUGGUUGAGCACGCCCAAGCCUGGGGCUGCUUCUCCCAGUGACUUUCUAA
Molecule: messenger RNA, 516 nt
Organism: Artibeus jamaicensis (Jamaican fruit-eating bat)
Lineage: Eukaryota; Metazoa; Chordata; Mammalia; Chiroptera; Phyllostomidae
Gene: PI3
Product: peptidase inhibitor 3
Exons: 3
Coding region: 2-349 (115 amino acids)
Biological process (GO): antibacterial humoral response; innate immune response
Cellular component (GO): extracellular region
Molecular function (GO): peptidase inhibitor activity
Source: RefSeq, a predicted model, not a curated record